Messenger RNA from Gekko japonicus, 1317 nucleotides. RefSeq names its product glucosaminyl (N-acetyl) transferase 3, mucin type (gene GCNT3). Lineage: Eukaryota; Metazoa; Chordata; Lepidosauria; Squamata; Gekkonidae. The record is from RefSeq and is a predicted model, not a curated record. Gene Ontology annotation, cellular component: membrane. Gene Ontology annotation, molecular function: acetylglucosaminyltransferase activity. The transcript has a single exon. The coding region runs from base 1 to 1317 and encodes 438 amino acids.
AUGUAUUGCUCGGAGAGGAAAGUCUUCGGUCAUGUCCUGCGUCUGCUGGCAGUGGGGAGUCUGAUGCUGUGCGCCACGGUGGUUUUGAAAUAUACCUCCUGGGAGUGCCGGUUUAAUGAUCUGGGGAAGGACACUGAAGACCCGCAGACUCAACUGUGCAAGGAUCAGCUCUACCAGUCUCUGAGACUCUCUCCCAAGAACGAGAUCAGCUGCUCCCGGAUCACCAGAGGCGAUGCCAGCAUGGUCCGGGAGGCGCUCCUGUGGAGGCUGCAAAAGAAGAGCCAGAAGGUCUCCUUGAGCGAGAGAGAUUACCUGAACAUGACCCAGAACUGCAGGCUCUUCAAAGAGAGCAGGAGGUACAUCCAAUUCCCGCUGAGCAACGAGGAAGAAGACUUCCCCAUUGCUUAUUCCAUGGUGAUCCACAAUCAGAUCGAAAUGUUUGAGAAGUUGUUGCGGUCCAUCUACGCCCCUCAGAAUGCCUACUGCAUCCACGUAGACGAGAAGUCCUCCAAACCUUUCAAAGAGGCGGUGCGAGGCAUUGCCUCCUGCUUUGACAAUGUCUUUGUCGCAUCUAAGCUGGAAUCAGUGGUGUAUGCCUCGUGGUCCAGGGUUCAAGCCGACCUGAACUGCAUGGAAGACCUCCUGAAGAGCAAAGUUCAGUGGAAGUACCUCCUGAACACCUGUGGGACCGAUUUCCCCAUCAAGACCAACGCGGAGAUCGUCCGCGUCCUGAAAGCAUUGAACCAACAGAACAAUAUGGAAUCAGAGAGACCGUCUUCCGCUAAAGCACAACGCUGGAAAUACCACCACGAAGUGAAGGAUUCCGUGUCUCGGACCGAUACCGUGAAGAGCCCCCCUCCGCAUGGAUCCCCCAUGUUCACCGGCAAUGCUUAUAUCGUGGUCACAAGGGAGUUCGUUCAACACCUUUUCAAAGACCCAACGGUGAAACAGUUCCUAGAGUGGAACAAGGACACUUACAGUCCAGACGAACAUCUCUGGGCCACUCUGCAUCGGAUGCCCGGAGUGCCAGGAUCCAUGCCCAGCAACGAUAAAUAUGACCUCACGGACAUGAACGCCAUUGCAAGGGUUGUGAAGUGGUCUUACUUAGAGGGGGAUGUCCACAAAGGGGCUCCAUACCCCCCUUGCACGGGUGUCUCCCGGCGGGCGGUGUGCAUCUACGGAGCGGGUGACCUCCACUGGAUGCUCUCUCAGCAUCACCUCCUAGCCAACAAAUUUGAUCCCUCGGUGGAUGAAUACGCCAUACAGUGUCUGGAGGAGUACCUGCGGUACAAAGCAAUAUAUGGGAAGGCGCUCUGA